Molecule: messenger RNA, 378 nt
Organism: Fraxinus pennsylvanica
Lineage: Eukaryota; Viridiplantae; Streptophyta; Magnoliopsida; Lamiales; Oleaceae
Source: the annotation of a GenBank genome assembly
AUGGAGAAAAGCCUGGACAAAAAUGGGGCUUUAGCAAUCAUCAGAAAUGCAGCAGAUGUUGUGUGGGUAGGAGUUGAUUUAUAUUGCAAGUGGCAAGAUAAGGAUCUCCGCAAAACAAGUCUUCAAGGCAGAACCUCCAAGGAAACAUUAGAAAAGCUUUCCAAUGAAGCUGAAAGGACCGUUAAGCAGUUCCUCGGAGAAAUAAAAGAUUUCCUAAUGGAUAACCCUCUAAAUUGGCCACAGCGUGAGAUACCAAACUUGGAUCCUGAUAAAGCAGCUUACAAUGAUGAGUGGCGUACUUUUAUCAGGGAAGAUAAUGUGAAUUCUCUGGCCUCAAUUUCAAGUAUUGGAAGUGAAACUCAACAAACUAAUGAAUAG